Xenia sp. Carnegie-2017 is the source of this 968-nucleotide messenger RNA. RefSeq lists its product as uncharacterized. The record is from RefSeq and is a predicted model, not a curated record. Lineage: Eukaryota; Metazoa; Cnidaria; Anthozoa; Malacalcyonacea; Xeniidae. The transcript has 4 exons. Bases 132 to 968 code for a protein of 278 amino acids.
CCUAUUCUACGUUUUAGGAAAGUGAUGAUUCUGAUACUGAAAGUGACGGUUCUCAAUCCAGUAAUGAGCCAAAUGAAUUUUUUAAUAUCGGCGAUGUCCAGGAUAUUAUUGGUGAUCCUGACAUUACAGAUAUGGAUUGGCAAAAUGAAGACGAACCGUUUUCAUCACAAGAUGAAGCUGAAGAUUCCCAGUCGAAAAACACUGUUAGCAUGGAACCUGGUACCCUGCCAUGUGACGAACCCAAAUUCAUUGUCUUUUAUGGCAUGCUCAUAUCACUGUUCAGCAUGUUUUGCUUCAAUUGCAAAAGUCCAAAUCCUCAGGUGGAAAUCAAAAAGAAAGGUUCAAUGGCUGUUGUAACUCAAUGUUGUUCUAUUUGUGGACCAACUAGAAAUUUUCAAUGGAACAGUCAGCCAUAUGUAUUGGGAAGGCACGCAGCUGGAAAUCUCAUGACAAGUUUUGCCAUUCUGAUGUCAGGUGUCAGCAUAAGUAAAGUGUUUUUACUAUUCAAGCAUUUGGGCCUUUGUUCAAUCACCAGCAGAGCAUAUUAUUUACAUCAAAACAAGUUCCUGGCCCCCUCAGUGUUAUUGCACUGGGAGAAGUAUCAAAAAGCCCUGAUUGAAAAUGUGAAAAAUAUAGAAAAUGCUACUUGGUCUGGUGAUGGCAGAUUUGAUUCGAUGGGCCACAGUGCUAAGUACUGUUCUUACUCCAUGUUUUGUAACAGUAUUUCCAAAAUAGUUUAUUUUGACAUCAGACAGUCAAAUCAGUCUGGUAGUAGCAAUGCCAUGGAGUUGGAUGGAGCUCAAAGAUGCUUCAAGUUUCUUCAAGAUAGUGGACUACAAAUUCCAGUAUUUAUUAGCGAUCGUCACAAAGAGAUUGCUAAGUGGAUUCGAACAUCUGAGAAGGAAACCCAGCACUUCAACGAUUUGUGGUAUCCGCAACCACUUAUAUUGGUCGGCUAUGUCUACUAA